This is a messenger RNA of Dothidotthia symphoricarpi CBS 119687, 756 nucleotides long. RefSeq lists its product as uncharacterized. The transcript has a single exon. NCBI's taxonomy places the organism in Eukaryota, Fungi, Ascomycota, Dothideomycetes, Pleosporales, Dothidotthiaceae. The record is from RefSeq and is a predicted model, not a curated record. Bases 90 to 539 code for a protein of 149 amino acids.
UCUUCGAGAGACGGAGCGGGUGCGACUUGCCCCAAAAGCACAUUAACUACACACUACCCAACCCUCGCAAACAUCUAUAGAAGUACGCGAUGAAGGAGACGAUACGUAUCAGCACAACCGCGCAAACCCCCACCAUCUCAGUGUCCGACUAUCUCCCCAAAAGCCAUCUGCCUACGAAAAUCAACGAAACAGCAAGUUACCAGCAACCAACCCCCAGACAAACACACGCGUUUAUAAAUAGCACCUCCCACCCCACCCCAGUCUCCCCAGUCUCCCGGAAUGAGCUGAACUUUAUUCCUUUCCCUGGCUUGACCUGGCUUGACCUGGCUUACCCCGGCCUUUUACUUACCUAUCUACGGCUUCCACUCCUAUCCGCGUCUGUGCACUAUCUCUCGAAAAGUCUAGCACACGUCAGGCACCUUCGGGUUCGGGUGUUGGGUAUUGUGUUGUGCUCGGCGUUUUUGCGUUUCGGGGCGGGUUCAAUGGUUCAAUGUCGGCGGUGUUUGUCGCGGGUGGGUUUCGGGUUAGCUUCGGGGUGAGGGGUGAGAGGGGAUGGGGGAGGAAGGUGGUGCGGGUUUGUGGCGGAGUGAUUGUGGGGGCUUGUUGGGUGUGUUUUGGGGUUUUGCUGUCUUGUUGAUGUUGUUUUGGGUGGUUUUGUUGGGAGAGGUUUGAUGUGGAGGUGGGGAGUAAAGUGGUGCUUGUGGUAGUGUUUUUUUGCUUUGUACGUGGUCUGAUGGGGGAAGCGUGGUGAUGCCG